Molecule: messenger RNA, 2532 nt
Organism: Rubroshorea leprosula
Lineage: Eukaryota; Viridiplantae; Streptophyta; Magnoliopsida; Malvales; Dipterocarpaceae
Source: the annotation of a GenBank genome assembly
AAUUUUUUAUUAACAGACGCACCCGCAUCUCGGCCGUUGGAUGCUUAUUAUUACUCAUUCCUUUUGAAAUAGUAGCUUUUGUCCUUUUCUUUUUCUUUUUAUGUUGACUCAAAGGAGUCUCCUUUCUCAGGUCCUUCAUCAAUAACUGUUCUGUUUCAAUCUCCUUGCUCAAUCCUUGUCUGCAAAAAUGGCAGAAGCACUUGUUUCUACAAUCUUAGAGCAGAUAACAACAAUCAUCUGUGAAGGAGCCCUAGAGGAAGUGAGACUACUGAGGGGUGUUAAGGAAGAUCUGAGAAACCUCAGAGACGACCUCACAUCCAUCAGAGCUUUACUUAAAGAUGCUGAGGAGAAGCAAAUAUCAGAUGAACCUGUCAAGUUAUGGCUAGAUCGGCUCAAAGAAGAAUCUCUUGACAUGGAGGAAGCUUUGGAUGAAUGGAGGACUGUACUCCUGUAUCGGCGAACUGAUGGAGCUGAGGAAAAUGCUUCUUUUCUUCAGAGGAAGGUACGUGUUUUCCUCAGAUGUUUUUCUUUUCAUCCUGUUAGAUACCAUGGCAGUGCUCGCAACAUAAAGGAAAUCAAUGGAAGGUUACAUAAGAUUGCUGCGGAUAAAGCUAACUAUCAGUUAACAAGCAUGCCAAUCAGUAAACUGCCAAGACAAGCAGAAAGCAAGUCCUUUAUUGAUGAGUCGAGCUUGCUUGGUCGAGAUGAUGUCAAGAAUGAAAUAAUUAGCCAUUUGUUGUGUGAGACUAGCAAAGAAGAAGAGGGUAGCCCAAUCCAAACAAUCUCUGUAGUAGGGAUUGGAGGUAUCGGUAAGACUGCUCUUGCCCAACUAAUCUACAAUGAUGAAAAUGUUAAACAACAUUUCACUUGUAGAGUCUGGACUUGUGUUUCAGACAUUUUUGAUGAGAGCAAAGUUGCAAAAUCAAUAAUUGUGGGGCUUCAAGGCCUAGAUAAACUAGCAAUCCUCCAGUUGGAGUCAGUUCCAUUAGGUGCUCUUUUAGAAAAAAUUUGCAAGUCCAUAGAGGGAAAGAAGUACCUUCUUGUUCUAGAUGAUGUAUGGACAGAAAAAGAUAGAGACUUUGAAGGCCUGAAUGCUACUUUCAAAUGUGGUGCUCCGGGAAGUAGGAUUUUGGUGACUACACGUAAGAGUACUGUGGCAACCAUUAUGGGAAGUUCACACACCAUUCAGUUAAAUAAUUUGAGCCGAGAGAUAUGUUGGUCUAUCAUUAGGAAUAUAGCACUAAGAGAAAAGGACCAAAGGACUCGUGAGGAGUUCAUGCCAGUUGGUUUGAAAAUUGCAGAGAAGUGCAAAGGUCUGCCGCUUGUUGCAAAGACUUUGGGAGGCCUCUUGCGGUUUAAAACUGGUAUACAAGGGUGGGAGCAUGUUUUGAAUAAUGAGCUAUGGAGAAUGGAAAUUGUACAUAAAGAUGUUUAUGUUCCUUUGUUGCUGAGUUAUUAUGAUCUGCCCUCACCAGUAAGGCAGUGCUUUACAUAUUUAGCUCACCAUACUAAAGACAUGCAUUUUUCUUCUUGUGAUAUGAUUUCACAUUGGAUGGCACAAGGUUACUUAGGCUUUGAUGAUGAUGAUUCACCAUUGGAACUAAAAGGCUUUGAGUACUUUCAGUGCUUAGAGGCUUGCUGUUUCUUCCAAGAUUUUGUGGAUCAUGGUGAAGGUCUUGAGUGUAAGAUACAUGAUUUGGUACAUGACUUUGCGUUCUUUUUGACAAGGGGUGAGUUUAUGACAUUGGAGAUCUUCAAAGGUAAUGAAAGUUCAACGAUGAAUAGAGAAAGAACUCUUCGACAUUUGACAGUGGGGGUAGAAAAGGGUCUCUGUUUUCCUGAAUUCAUUCCUAAUGCAGAAAAAUUGCGAAGUGUUGUGGUUUAUAGUAAUAUUAGUGAUGAUUGUGCUGCUAUCAGUGAAAAGGCCAUGUGUAAUUUGUUUAAUCAAGCUACACGCUUAAGGCUAGUGGAUAUGGAUGGAUAUGGUGGUUCAACUAUUCCAGAAGAAAUAAGAAACUUAUUGCAUUUGAGAUACCUUAACUUGGGUGUUAGCAGAAACCUUGAAAAGUUGCCAAAAGCACUCUUUAGAUUGCACAAUUUGGAACAGUUAUAUUUGAAUGACUGUUAUAAUCUUGAAAGACUGCCCGAUGAGAUAGGAAAUUUAGUCAACUUGAAGCUUCUUCAUACCGAAGGUUGUAACAAAUUAACUUGCUACCCAAAGGAAGUUGUGAGAUUAACUCGACUUACACAAUUAUUGGGGCUCAUUGUGAGAAUUGAUCGUGACGAUCCUGAAGAGUUUAGCAUUGGAGAUCUAGCAAACUUGAAGAAACUGUUAGGUUCUCUUUGUAUUUUGAUGAUGUUUUAAAACCAUGAUUCAAAAGUAUUUAAUCUAUUUUUGUGCUAAGUGUGCAGGAAAAUUAAUCCAAGGUUUCUAAUCUUUCCCCACGAUUAGAAUUAAUUCAUAUUCCUCCUUGUUCAGAGUUCUAGGUUCGAAUCAAUUUAUUUUGGUUUGAAUCAAUCUCGGACUUUUGU